AUGGUACCAUUUAAUGCUGCAUUUAAAAAUAAAACCAUGGAUGAUGUUAGUUUUUUAAUUAUUGACAGUAUAGUCGAUGUGAUAUUUUUCAUAGAUAUUGUAUUAAAUUUUCAUACAACAUUUGUUGGACCAAAUGGUGAAGUGAUAUCGGACGCAACGAUUAUACGUAUUAAUUAUUUAAAAGGAUGGUUUAUUGUUGAUGUGUUAUCUUGUUUGCCCUAUGAUGUGUUCAAUGCAUUUCAACCAGAAGCGACACAAAGUACAAUCAGUUCAUUAUUUGGUGCAUUAAAAGUUGUACGUUUAUUACGUAUUGGUCGGGUUACACGUAAACUAGAUCAAUAUUUAGAAUAUAUGGCAGCGAGUUUAUUAUUAAUGAUAUCAGGUUUGUACUUUUGGCACAUUGGUUAG
This is a messenger RNA of Schistosoma turkestanicum, 408 nucleotides long. NCBI's taxonomy places the organism in Eukaryota, Metazoa, Platyhelminthes, Trematoda, Strigeidida, Schistosomatidae. The record is from the annotation of a GenBank genome assembly.